Rosa rugosa (rugosa rose) is the source of this 1096-nucleotide messenger RNA. RefSeq names its product probable cytokinin riboside 5'-monophosphate phosphoribohydrolase LOGL3. The coding region runs from base 190 to 867 and encodes 225 amino acids. The transcript is spliced from 7 exons. Gene Ontology annotation, cellular component: cytosol; nucleus. NCBI's taxonomy places the organism in Eukaryota, Viridiplantae, Streptophyta, Magnoliopsida, Rosales, Rosaceae. The record is from RefSeq and is a predicted model, not a curated record. Gene Ontology annotation, biological process: cytokinin biosynthetic process. Gene Ontology annotation, molecular function: hydrolase activity, hydrolyzing N-glycosyl compounds.
GACCAAUUUUCAUUCCCUGAUCUUUUGCCCAAGGCAAAAUCCUUUUUGGUAAUGGCUUUCCUAGCCAUGGCUCGUUUCUGAGUGUUGAGCAUAACAUACAUAUUCACUCUCUCUCUCUCUGUCAAGCUUAGAACGAUUCCCAGUUUGAAGCAAACCAUAUUGGUCCACUCCAGGCCUCAAUUUCCUCUAAUGGAGAUGAUUCAAGAACAACAACAACAACAACAACAAGAGGGUGUAAUGAAAUCUUCAAGAUUCAAGCGUAUCUGUGUUUUCUGUGGUAGCAGUGCUGGAAAGAACCCAAGUUAUCAGCUUGCUGCUGUUCAACUUGGAAAACAACUGGUUGAAAGGAACAUUGACUUGGUCUAUGGAGGAGGGAGCAUUGGUUUGAUGGGUCAGGUCUCCCAAGCUGUUUAUGAUGGUGGUCGCCACGUGUUGGGAGUAAUUCCCAGAACUCUCAUGCCAAGAGAGAUCACUGGAGAGCCUGUGGGAGAAGUAAGAGCUGUAUCUGGUAUGCACCAGCGCAAAGCGGAAAUGGCUCGCCAAGCUGAUGCCUUCGUUGCCUUGCCAGGUGGCUAUGGUACCUUAGAAGAACUCUUGGAAGUGAUCACUUGGGCUCAGUUGGGAAUUCAUGAGAAACCAGUGGGGUUGUUAAAUGUUGAUGGGUACUACAACUCACUUUUAACCUUCAUAGACAACGCUGUGGAUGAAGGUUUCAUUGACCCUGCAGCUAGGCACAUUAUUGUGUCUGCCCCAACCGCUCAGGAACUCAUGUGCAAACUAGAGGAAUAUACUCCUAAGCAUUCUGGGCUAAGUUGGGAGAAAGAGCAACAACUGGAAUACACUGCAAAGUCAGACAUUGCUCGUUGACAAAGAAAAGGAUCCAACGGUUCAUUAUCAAGUUGAAGUUGAAUUGUAUACAUAACACACGGCAAUGCCAAUGUCGUGGAGGAUUUAUAACCCUAGAUUACAACAGGUUUCUCUAAAAUACACUAAACCAGUCAACCCUUGUAGAUCAGAUGUGAGCUCCAUUAGACAAAGUAUUAGUGCCUACCUAUACAGUUGUUUUAAUUAGAUGUGAAAUCAUGCUUCAUUUUAA